AAUGUCUUUACCCCCACCAGAUCCAGCUUUUAUUUUGAGAAGUGGGCAAGCACCUAUAACGUGUUUAACCAUUUAUCAAAAUGAGACUGAAUAUAUCUUAUCUGGGUCGGAGAAAGGAGAAUUAACAAUAUGGGAUAUGAAAACUAAGCGAAAAACGAGCACUCAUAAAAUUCAUAAUGGAAAGGGAAUAUUAUCCGUCAUCUGCCUAAUGCACGGGGGUUUUGCUACUCAGGGAAGAGAUGGGGUAGUUAGCUUUUGGGAUGACAAUUUUAAAUUAAUAGGUUCAUUGGUAACGGAGUUUAUUGGUUUCUGUCCGUUAAUCGACAUAAAAAUAACUGAUCGUCAAGUAUUAAUAAUUCCUUUUGAUGAAAAAUCGUUGAUUAAAAUCAUCGAUCCACAAGAUAAAUCAGAACUCUUUACCCUAAAGCCGGGGAAAAAAUAUGGAAUGUGCAUGUCUAUGGUUGCCUUCUCAAAAAUGGAUUAUCCUCAAGUACUAGUAGGGUAUGAAGAUGGGGGUAUAUCUCUUUGGGAUCGAGAUACAGAAGAUUUUCAUCAUAGUCUCUUCACUGAGCCGGUUAUGUGCAUAGGUUAUUCGGCAGAAUUGAGUAGAGGAGUAUCGGGAAGCGCUGAAAACAAUCUGAUUUUGUGGUCCCUUCAAGAAAAGAAAUUAAAUGUUUUAAAAAAUAUAGAGGCAACUGGAAGCGGUUUUAAUUGUAUUAAAUUUCGAAAUGACAGUCGAAUAUUUGUAACAGGCGGAUGGGAUGGUCAGGGAAGGGUUUAUGGGGCUAAAUCGGGAAAGCAAUUAGCUGUUCUAUCUUAUCAUACUGAAAGUAUACAAAGUGUCUCUAUUUCUCAAAGCAAUCUGAUAUAUCUUGGUUCAAAAGACGGCAAUAUCAGCAUUUGGAACGUUUACGCAUAG
This is a messenger RNA of Dimorphilus gyrociliatus, 919 nucleotides long. The record is from the annotation of a GenBank genome assembly. NCBI's taxonomy places the organism in Eukaryota, Metazoa, Annelida, Polychaeta, Dinophilidae.